AUGGUCUCCUGGCGAAGACGGUAUUUAGCUCGAGUGCAAGAAGUCUCCUGGCGAAGACGCUAUUCACAUGCUGCGAUAAAACAACUCAAGUGCAAAGAGUCUCCUGGUAUUCAUCCGGAAUGUAUAAUUAAGAAUGGGACCAAAAGCCAAGGAAACCAUGCUAACGCUUUUCUCCUGGCGAAGACGGUAUUCAUCCAGAAUUUCUAA
Molecule: messenger RNA, 207 nt
Organism: Rodentolepis nana
Lineage: Eukaryota; Metazoa; Platyhelminthes; Cestoda; Cyclophyllidea; Hymenolepididae
Source: the annotation of a GenBank genome assembly